AUGCCAAAGAAACUCUCAAAGAACCCUCUCCCUCCGAGCACCUCCACGCUCUCCUCCGUCUCCAUCACAUCGACAUCCUCCAACGCCGGCCUAUCCCUCCUGCCAGGCUCUCUCGCUGAUCCGUCUCUACCACUCCCCAAGCUCAUCGUUUUCGAUCUCGACUACACCCUAUGGCCGUUCUGGGUCGACACUCAUGUUACACCGCCGUUGAAGGCCAACUCAACACACACGAGCGCCGCAGACCGCUACGCUGAGGAGUUCUGUUUCUUCGACGACGUGCCCGAUAUCCUCUACGCGCUUCCGCGUGCAGGAUGCAAAAUCGGUGUCGCGUCGCGGACUUCUGCACCCAGCCUUGCGCGCGAUUUGCUUAAGAUGCUACAUAUCACCGCGCCGGAAGGUAUGCCGGAAAACGGGAAGCCCGAGAAGCCGAAGAAGGCCCUCGAUGUGUUUGAAGGCCUGCUAGAGAUAUACCCUGGGUGUAAAAUAAAGCACUUUGAGAGUCUGCAGAAAAGGACGGGAAUUCCUUAUGAGGAUAUGCUUUUCUUUGACGACGAGGCGAGAAAUAGGGAUACGGAGAGUUUGGGCGUGACCAUGUAUCUUGUAAGAGAUGGAGUUACAUGGAAAGAGCUCGAGAGAGGAGUGACGCAGUGGAGAAACAAGAGAGGGUUCAUCAAGAGGCCCGAUGCAGUCGAGCUGGCAUAG
Messenger RNA from Fusarium sp. VM40, 702 nucleotides. Lineage: Eukaryota; Fungi; Ascomycota; Sordariomycetes; Hypocreales; Nectriaceae. The record is from the annotation of a GenBank genome assembly.